Molecule: messenger RNA, 1506 nt
Organism: Aspergillus affinis
Lineage: Eukaryota; Fungi; Ascomycota; Eurotiomycetes; Eurotiales; Aspergillaceae
Product: P-loop containing nucleoside triphosphate hydrolase protein
Exons: 6
Coding region: 1-1506 (501 amino acids)
Molecular function (GO): ATP binding; ATP hydrolysis activity
Source: RefSeq, a predicted model, not a curated record
AUGGAGGCCUUCUAUCAAUGGGAGUCGGGAGAAGCCGUUGGAAAAAUAGAGGUGAAGGAGAUCGGAAAGUCCAGAAUCGAGAUCUAUUCCCAGGUCUUACUCGAGGUCAUUCGAAGCGUUGUCUCCUACUACCCGGGACAGAAUCUGGCUGGCGAUGUAGUUACAAUUCACCAGCAAUACCCAGUGCUGAUUUAUCAUCGCCAUGAACUGCGGGCUCUCCAGGCAACAGAAGAACCACUGGAGGCUGUCAGGUCCAAGCAUAUCCGGCUUCUUUUCGAAUUUCUAGACCCCUUCAUCGAUCGAGUCAUCGUGCCGGAAGAACGACGAUACAAGAAAUCGGUUCCUGCCGCUACAUUCGACAAUCUGUGGCUGUUGCUCAAGUCAGGCACAUUCGUUUACGAGACCUACAAAGAAAAGCCAAUGUGCAAAGAUGGGAAUGUCGCUGGGGAGAACCCAUCAGCAGCACCAGGGCCAAUUCCUCAAUGGGAUAGUUUCGACAACAUCACCCCCAAUCAAUUCGAGAACCUCACAGAGGAUCAUUAUGUUCUUGCAAGUCCCGUUAUGGCGGCCUUUGGAUUGAAAGAUAAAACAUGGGGUGUAUUUGAAGUUGAGUGUUUUCAGGAAAUUCAGGGGCAGGAGUUGCAGAAGCCUGUCCUUCCACAGGGUGACAUCGAAGUAAUCGAAGCCCUUGCCUAUCGUCAAGAGAACAUGCAAAAAGCAUGGAGGCCUGACUUUAUCCAAGACAAGGAUGAAGGCCAGAUAACAUUGUUACAUGGGCCUCCAGGAGUAGGCAAGACUUAUACCGUCGAUAAGGCCGACUUCCUCGGCCGCCAACCUCUGCUCUCGCUUGCCAUUGCGGACAUCGGAACGGAGGAGCACAGUAUCGAGGGAGAGCUGAUGAAAUGGUUCUAUUUUGCCGAAACAUGGAACGCAAUUCUUCUGAUCGAUGAAGCGGAUAUUUUCCUGGAGCGGAAAAGCAACUAUUAUCUGGCACGAAAUGGCAUAGUUUCAGUGUUCCUGCGACAGAUGGAAUACUUUCGGGGAAUCUGUUUUCUCACCAAGAACCGGGUGGAACAUAUCGAUGACGCGUUUCUCUCCCGGGUCCACGUUGUUCUGGAGUACAAGAGCCUGGAUGGCGAGAUGAGCAAUCGAAUUUGGGAGGCAUUCUUCGUCAAGCUUCUACACGACAUGAAAGGCAAGUUCAUCAUUCAUUCACAGGCGAAGCGCUUUAUUCUGGACCGAAAAGAAGGAAGUGAAGUGCAAUGGAGUGGUCGCGAAAUUCGCAACACAUUGCAGACAGCGGUCGCCCUUGCAGAAUACGAAGCUAGCAAGGAGGGGGCAUACUCUGAUGAGAAUCCGGUCAUUGUGGUGACGGAGCAUUUCAAGCAAGUGAUGCAGAUGAGCCGCGCAUUCUGCAACCACAUGACCAGUGUUCACGCCGGCACGGAAUUAAAACGCGCUCAGUUGAAUCGGGAUCGCAACGAUAGCUUCCAUGAUCGUUCAUAG